This is a messenger RNA of Terrapene triunguis (Three-toed box turtle), 3615 nucleotides long. It is a transcript of the gene EML3, whose product is annotated as EMAP like 3. Bases 170 to 2995 code for a protein of 941 amino acids. Gene Ontology annotation, cellular component: mitotic spindle. NCBI's taxonomy places the organism in Eukaryota, Metazoa, Chordata, Testudines, Emydidae. The transcript is spliced from 23 exons. Gene Ontology annotation, biological process: microtubule cytoskeleton organization. Gene Ontology annotation, molecular function: microtubule binding. The record is from RefSeq and is a predicted model, not a curated record.
AACCCCCCUGCCUGCCCCGAGCCGAGCGAAUCCGGAGUCACACCGGGAUCGGGCCCGGGCUGCGGAGGGGAAAUGACACGGCGCGCCGCUUCCUGGGGUGGGGGAGCCGCGGCCCCAGCGCUCGCUGCCUCCCUGGCGCUCACACGGCGAGUCGGGGCGCCAGGGGCGCAUGGCCCGCGGCGCGAUGGACCGGUGCUCGAACCACAGUCCCGCGGAUGAGACCAUCUCAGCCCUGCGCCCUGACCGGUUGGCCAGCCUGGAACUCCGGUUGCAGAGCCAGGAGGAGGAGCUGACGCUGGUGAAAUCAGCACUGGCUGACGCGCUGCGGAGACUCAGCCUCUACGACCAGCAGAUCCCACUCCUCACGCAGCAGCUACUGGCAGUGAAUGAUGCCGUCCCAGACACCCGGCUGUUCUUGGAUCCUUCGCUGGGCCAUGGGGCAUCCUGGAUCCCACUGACUGCCAGCUGCAGCCCAGUGCCUGCAUCGGGAGUUGUGUGCCAUGAGGAGUUGGGUGCAGGGAGCCCGCUGGGCGCCCCCAUCAGCACCGGGACCCAGACUGACGAGUCGGCCCUGUUGGAUGUGAAGUGGGGCUGGAGCCCCAGCCACAGGACCCCGCCAGGGAUCGGGGUCAAGGCAGAAGAGCCAAACGCCCUGGGGAUGCCUCACAGUCCACUAGGCCUGGCCCAGCCAGCCUCAGCCCCCGACAUACUGGGAGCAGGGCCUUCCCAGGACUCCUCCGAGCCUCCCCACGACUGUGAAGCAGCUGCCCCACUCCAGGGCAGUGCAAAUGGCAGCCAGCCCUCUGAGAGUCAGCUCCAUAGGGAGGAGAUGCUAUCCCCGGAGCCCCCAUCCGAGGGGAGCAGCAGCAACAGUGCCACGGCCUCCCCGGUGCCAGCGGUCCAUGCCUUGAAAGGCACCAGGAAAGAGCUCCUGCGCAGGAACAGCUCCUCCGACAAGCCUGACAAGGCCAAGGCCCGGCAGCGCCUUAGCAAGAAGGCAGCAUCCUCCGCCAACCUGCUCACGCGCUCCAGCAGCCUGGAGAACCGGAUGAAGGACCCUAACCUGAGCCCAGGGCCCUUGGGGUCUCGGCGUGGGACCUACAACCUUGAGGGCCUCUCGAUCAAGAUGUUCCUGCGGGGCCGGCCCAUCACCAUGUACAUUCCAUCGGGCAUCUCCCACUACGAGGAGCUGCGUGCGGAGCUGCCUGCUGAGCACCUGCAGCUCGACUGGGUCUAUGGGUACCGCGGCCGGGACAGCCGCUCCAAUCUUUACGUGCUGGCCUCAGGGGAGCUGGUUUACUUCAUCGCCUGUGUGGUGGUGCUGUACCACAUCCAGCACCGCAGCCAGCGCCACUACCUGCGCCACACCGACUGUGUGCGAUGCCUGGCUGUGCAUCCCGACAGAGUGCGCGUGGCCACAGGGCAGACUGCUGGAGUGGACAAGGAUGGCAAGCCCCUGCAGCCCUUCGUGCACAUCUGGGACUCCUCCACGCUGCUCACCCUGCAGCAGAUUGGCCUGGGGAGCUUCGAGCGGGGCGUUGGCUCCCUUGCCUUCUCCACUGCUGACCAGGGGGCCUAUCUGUGCGUGGUGGAUGACUCCAAUGAGCACAUGCUGUCGGUGUGGGACUGUGCCCGCGGCACCAAGCAGGCCGAGAUCAAGAGCACCAACGAGUCCGUGUUCACAGUGGAGUUCAACCCCCAGGACAGCAGCAACUUCAUCACCAGCGGGAAAUCCCAUGUCUACUUCUGGACCUGGAGCGGCAGCACCCUGAGCAAGAAGCAGGGCAUCUUCGGGAAGUACAAGAAGCCCAAAUUCAUCCAGUGCUUCCUGUUCGAUGCCAACGGGGACGUGCUGACCGGGGACUCAGAGGGGAACAUCCUGACCUGGGCGCGCACGGCCGCUGACAUCCGCACGCUGGGCAAGGGCGCCAAAGAGACCUACCAGAUCGGUCGUCAGACCCGGGCACACGAAGGCAGCAUCUUCUCGCUCUGCCUGCGGCGCGACGGCUCGGUGCUGAGUGGGGGGGGGAAGGACCGGCGCCUCGUGCACUGGAGCCCCAGCCUUGCCCUGCUUCAGGAGGUGGAGAUCCCGGAGCAGUUUGGGGCUGUGCGCACCAUCGUCGAGGGCCCCGGGGCCGAGCUGCUGGUUGGGACUACACGCAAUGCGCUGCUCAGGGGCAGCCUUGCUGCUGGCUUCACCCCCAUCAUCCAGGGUCACACAGACGAGCUGUGGGGCUUGGCCACCCACCCCUCGCAGAGCCUCUUCCUCACCUGCGGGCACGACAGGCAGGUCUGCAUGUGGGACAGCGGGGAGCACACGGCGGCUUGGAGCCUCACCCUGGAGGAGACUGGGCUCUGCGCUGAUUUCCACCCCAGUGGCCGGGUGGUGGCUGUAGGACUCAACACUGGACGGUGGCUGGUGCUGGACACAGAGACACGGCAGGUGCUGUCGGGGGGCUCGGACGGGAACGAGCAGCUCUCGGUGGUGCGCUAUUCACCAGACGGUGAGUUCCUAGCCAUCGGCUCUCACGACAACUUCAUCUACAUCUACAGCGUGGGGGAGGGGGAGCGCAAGUACAGCCGCUUCGGCCGCUGCACGGGACACUCCAGCUUCAUCACCCACCUGGACUGGUCCAAGGACAGCAAGUUCAUCAUGUCCAACUCUGGAGACUACGAGAUCCUCUACUGGGAUGUGGCUGGCGGCUGCAAGCUGUUGAGGAAUCGCUUUGAGAGCCGCGACCGGGAGUGGGCAUCGUACACCUGCGUGCUGGGCUUCCACGUUUUUGGUGAGGGUUGGGCGCCCAGCCACGUGUAUGGGGGCCACGGGAGCCAUGUGACUAAUGUGCGCUUCACGAAUGAUGACAGCCACCUGGUCUCACUGGGGGGCAAGGACACCAGCAUCUUCCAGUGGCGGGUGCUGGGGGGCAGCCUCCCGCACAGCUGCUCGCUCUCCUCUGCCUCCCUCUCUUCCCAGGAGGCUGGGGGCUGCGCCUGAGCUGGAGACACUGCAGGGACCAAGCCUCAUUGCCUGUGGGCCUGGACAGCUCUGGCACAUGGACCCCAGCAAGCCAGGCCCAGCCAGAGGGUUCCCUCACCUCCUGGCACUAACGCGUGCUAAUAAUGCGACCUGCUUCAUUAACACUGGGGGGCAGGCCUGGAUUCUGCUCAGGGCCCAGCACAGGUUAGAGUGGUGGGGCAGGGCCGAGGGCCUGUUGGCAGCUCCCACCAGGGCCCAGGGGCUCAGCUGGGAGGGUGCUGGGAUUGGGGCUCUUGCCUUGAAGUCCUCAUUGCAUGAGGGCCGGGGGGAGGGGGGGAUGUCUGGCAGGGGAACUCAUGGGUUAGGGGGACCAUGUGGGUGUUAAUGGAGGCAGCCCAUCUUUAGUCCUGGGGCUGUCCUGUGUCCACCCUCACUCGGUUCCCCAUUCCCAGAACGUGUGUACAAUGGGGCCUGUCCACCUGGGGGCAUUCUCUCCCCCCAGGAGUCUGAGGGCUGCCCCCAACGCUGGGACCAAGCCUGGAGAAGCAGGACACUGCUCUCCCCGCUUCGUUUACAUUCCUGGCUGCGCCAGAGCAGCAAGACGCUGAACACUGUGAGAGGCAGCAAUAAAGCCUUGG